Toxoplasma gondii ME49 is the source of this 2851-nucleotide messenger RNA. RefSeq lists its product as hypothetical. The record is from RefSeq and is a predicted model, not a curated record. Lineage: Eukaryota; Apicomplexa; Conoidasida; Eucoccidiorida; Sarcocystidae. The transcript has 5 exons. The coding region runs from base 488 to 2320 and encodes 610 amino acids.
GAGCAUGUCUUUCGCCUUCCCUAAGUACUGGACAGCGAAACUUCCUCGCUCUCCGUUAUCUGGUGCUCAUCUUGAGGUUCGCCUUCGCCUUCUCUGAAAACAGAAUCCAAAGCGUCCAACAGGCAUCUCCGCUUCUGCGCCUCUCAGUGUGUGUUCCUGGGGUGUAUGUACACCCGACCUGUCUGGAGGCGCACACCCCGUACUCGAUCUGAGAUGUACGUACACCCGAGUGUGUCCCUGCGCAUGCAACAUGUAGCAGUGGCACCCCCGAAAACGCAGCUUCCCGGUUUGCAAGGUUCUCUCCUUUUUUCGGUUCGUCUCUUUCCUGCCGUCCCCCUUUCUCUCAGUUUCGCCUCGUUUCCGUUUCCUCUUGUCUUUCUCGCUGCAUCCUUCGCCUGAGACCGCCUCACGCUCCUCGUCUGUGUGCGUCCGUCGCGACUGUCUCUGCUUGUUUGGGUCCGCAUCAGGCGAGGACUGAAGAGAAAACAUGACAAACGCGUACUUCUCGAGGGGCGGCGAGGAACGCCGACAGAGGAGUGGAGAGAGAGACAGAAAAGAAGGGAGUGCAAGCAGGCUAGGGGACUCUGAACAAGGCGAAUGCUAUCUCGACAGUGUCUCCCUCCAAGCCGCUUUCCGAGACUUCCAGAGCCGUGUCCCUCUCAAGAAACUCGUCAGCACGCAAAACGCACAUCACAUCUGGCAGUGGUAUGAGCUGUGCGGAACGGAUCUUGACUGUGAGGCCUCGCCGUUGAUUUCUUCUUCUCCCAUCAUUUUCCUCCAUGGCGUGAACGGGACUGCCGCGAUUUACUUUCAGCAGCUGGAGGCACUGGCAGAGAAGGGGUACAGAGUCUUGUCGGUGCAGUGGCCCGCACUGUCUUCUCUCGCAUCUUUCCUGUCUUCCUUCGACGAAUUUCUGACUCACGUCCUGGCGACUCCGGCUGCCUCGCGGGUGCCGCGCUCUCGCCGCCGGCUUGUCUCCUCAGCCGCGGCGCGCGGAGACGGCGACGCAGGCGAGGGGCGCGUACGCCGCGGCGCGCACUUGUUCGGCGCAGGCCUCGGCGGCGUUCUGUGUCUGUACUUUGCUCAGAGGCGUCCAGAAGCCGUCGCAAGCGUCGUGCUCUGCAACGCCUUCCUGAAUUCUGCGUUCCUCCUGGGGGCGCUCGCGCCUCUCCAAGGCGUCCUAGCUCCCAUGUACCACCUGCUGCCGCAUGCAGCGCUCAGAAAAAUCAUCAUCGACACCUACCUCACCCCCAAGGCUGCCGCCGAGGCCGUCUUCGUCCCGCCGUCGGGUGUCUGUACAGGCGCACGCGGCAGGCGCGACGAGUCCCCAGAGAACGUCUGGGCGCCGUCGCAGGGAGAGGCAGACAGCCACUCACAGGGCGUUUGGGUCGUUCCGCAAGAAGAUCUGCAAAUUCGAAACAGCAAAGAGUUCCUCGUUUCUCACCUCGACGAACUCAGCGCGAAGGAGCUCGCGGCGAGGCUCGCCUUGCAAGUGGCGAUAAGCGCCGCGACACCGUUGCAGAAAACGCCCGAAAGAGUCCUCAUUCUGCAAUCCCUCGACGCCGACGUUCCUCCCGAUGUCGCCGAGGAUCUGCGGAACUUCUUCCCGCGCGCGAAAGUCGCGGAGCUGCGCGACGGCGGUCAAUUCCCCUUUCUGUCGCGCCCCGAAGAAGUGACUCUGCACAUGCAAGUUCACUUGCGGAACUGCGGUCUCUUUCCAGAUUUGCAUUUGAUAGAGAGACAAGUUUCAGGUGAAGAAACCUCAUGUUCACUCGCGAACACCUUCGCAGCUUCUGGCCGAAGCUCUUUUUCUCUCUCUGAAAGCCACACGGACCAUCCUGUCUCGUUCCCGAGCUACCCCCACAGUUGCUCGCGCUCUCCCGGCUCUCCCGCCUCUCGCUCUCACUCUUCUGCGCACGGUCACUCUUCUUUUUCCUCAGACAGCAGCUGCUUCUCCAGCGAAAGAGCCUUGUCUUCCUCGUAUAGCAGAUCUGCUUCCUCAUGUUACAACUCGGCCCGCAACCACUCUUCGUUGGCUGGCGGCUCUUCUGCAGACAACGCUUUCUACAACUCUUCGUCUUUCGACCGCGGGAGUCACCGAGGCGCUGCAGGCUGUUUCGUGCCUGCGUCUUCGCCCGCGACUUCGCAGGCAACCGCGAGCGACGGAGCUGCAUCCAGUCGAGGGAUCUCGACGAACAGCGGCGAACGGUGGGAGGAGCGCGAGAGAGAAAAAACAAGCAAAUUUGCUGAUGCAGACCUCGCAGCGCAGGAAAGGUGGAAUCGCAAACACUGGAAAAAUCCAUUCAAAGAAGCCGACUAGAGACCAGGUGCAACCAGACACAAAUGCGGCUUGAACGACACGGAGGUCCACAUCUCAGCCAUACAAAGAUAUAUAUAUAUAUAUACAUACAGAAUGUGUAUAUAUGUGUAUCUGUGGAGGCGGAUGCGAACAAGUUUCUUUCCGAUGAGGAUUGUUGUCUUGAAGGCUUGUCGUCUGUCAAUGAAAGGGGGAACGGGAGCGAGGUGGAUUGCAUGUGGAGGCAGUGGGGCGUGGAAACCACACGCUCAUCGGGGAACAGCGAACAGUCGAGAACUGACACGCAGGAAGAAAGAUUUUCGGAGAUGCGCAAAGAUAGGCUAUUCUCAGUUCGUUUCCGUGCUCGAGAACGCGUGGUGUCUUUGCGUCCCCGCGCUCGCGGCGCGACCAUAUCCAAUUUAGGGUGUACGCACACACCGGAGACUGGAAGCCGGACGCUUUGUCGCCUCCGACUUUCGCGUUUCGUUCCUCUCUAACUCGCGCGCCGCCUUCAGCGAGGCGGCGGGUGCAUCUUGGAAAUAUCUGUUUUUCUUG